AUAAAAAGUGAAAAAUGUCGACCACUUGUGUGUCUGAAGGAGGAAUCUCAGAAGAAAAAGCUUCAGAAUUAGAUUAUAAUGAAAAGUCUGAUGUGGAAGAAGAAUUGGAGAUUGUAGAUGAAGUUGGAGAUCUGGAUGACUUUGAUGUGUUAGAUGAAGUUGAUGAUGAAGAUGACCUCAGUCUUGAUGAGAUUAGUGAUGAUGAUGAUGAUGAACCUGGCCUGAAAAGAAAAGAUGAAGUUUUGAAGGUCAGAGUUGAAAAGAGCCCAAGAAGCACGUUGCCAGUAAAAUGCCUCACUGCAGAAGACUUAACCAGUCCUUACGUGUCUCCUGUUCUGAAUGAAAUAACCGCAGCAUUGUCUGGCAAAAUAAAAGCCAACAAAGAUGGUGUUACAGAAAUACUGCUGCAGGGAUCAAAGGAAGCCAACACCAAUCAGACCUUCACCAAGGCGAAAAAAGAUAUGCUAAGGAAUAAGGUUAAGCAAUUUCAGAGGUCAGGCAGGCUACCAGGCCUAGCAGAAGGUAGUCUCAUCUUUGUGAGAAAAAUUCCAAUAGAUGCAGGAGCCGGAUUGCUGAAGAGUUUGUUCCCUAAUGCCAGAAAUAUUCUUCUGCCUCGAAGUGAUGAUGGCUUAAACUUGGGAUUUGCCAUUCUUCAACCAGACAAGGAGGAGGAUAAGACUUUUACAGUGCAGCAGCCUGGUCAUCCGGUGAAAACACAAAGAGCAGGCAGCAGUCUUUCAAACAUUAGCUCCAAAAGUCAUAAUUCCGGAGAUAAUGGAAGCAUGGGGUCAUCUCUACCAGAAUUCAAGCUGUCAAAAACCGCAGAAAAACCCCAGGGUACUUGUAAUGACAGUUUCCGCACCCAUCAGAGUAAAUCUGAUGAUCUGGCUGAUAAUGACGUUGAGUACAACCCACCAGCUCGUGGUAGAGGAUUUAAACGUGGAAUGUCGAUGAGAGGUGGGCGAGGCCUCUACCAUGGGAGGCUCAUAGGAAAAAAUCAAGGCCAUCAAGAUAAGUUCCGAGGUAACCAAGGUCGUGGAAUGCAGUUCAGAGGUAGUCGAGGUGUCAAGGUGCUAUUGAGAGAUAAUCAAGGUGUCGAGAUGCUAUUGAGAGAUUCUAGAACAUCAUUCCGAGGCAAGAAAGAUGGUGGAAUGUCCUUCAGAGACAAUGAUAGUCGAGGAAAGCCGUUCAGAGGGAAUAGAGGUCGAGGAAACCUGUUUAGAGGGAAUAGAGGUUUUCAACGUGGAAUGCCCAACUCUAGAGAGAGAGGUUUGAUUGGAGGAAGAGGGUUUAAUCAUUUAAGAAACGACAACGGGCACUCUCAUAGAGGUAGAGGCUUCAGACGCAACUUCCACAGACAAGCCGGAGAUUCCCAUGGUGAGGUGGACCAUUAUGUUUCCAUUGGUGGUGCGGAGAUGGGUGAUCACCGUGGUGAUGAUACGUGGGGUUACACUGAAGACAACCCUUUCUACAAAGAUGACCUUCGCUAUGAAGAUGACCUUUGCUAUGAAGAUGCCAUUCAGUAUGAUGAUGACCCUCUGCAAGAGUAUGAGCUUCAGCAUGAGGAUGAUCCUCGCUAUGAUGACCUUCGUCCUGGAGACAACCUUCACUAUGAUGGUGAUCAGUAUGAACCAGACAUCAGGUACAGAGACAGGCGACAAUCUACGGAAAGAUAUGAAGAAGAUAUUGCAAUCGGUGGCAGGGCUUACUCUCAAGAUGAUUCUGUCAGCAGACAUCCCAGCCCAGAAUUUGAAUGCUACAGAGAACGUUUUAGAAUGUAUGACAGACGAGCAUCUAUUGACCAGCAAAACAGAUUUCCUGAUGAUCAUUGGCACUCUAGAGGUAAGAGGAAGAGGAGUGCUUCGCCUUACAGGAACAGAGGGAAAGAGAGUUACCACGAUGACUCAGCACCUAUACGGGAUGACCUCUCAGACUCCCACAGAAGCAGAAGAUCCUGGGGGCAGGGCAGUACAAAGAAGAUCGUAAGAACUGAGGAUGGAGAGUUGUUGAUCGCCGAUUCCUCUCGAGAGCCAUCUGAGGGGUCAAGAAGUUCAGAGUUAAGGGGGCGGCCAUGGAGACCUGGAAAUAGAGGUUGCAGAAAAAGAGAGGGGUCCAGAGACUUCAGGCAUCAAGAAGAUCAUCCAAUAAAUAGGGAAGGGCGAGCAGAUAGGAUGUCAGACCCAAGAUCAAGAUCAAGGACUCCCGGUAUGUGGAGGAAGCCUGUAGAGGACAGUUUGUCUCCAGAAAGACAGUUGCACUCACCUAGUCCAGAUAGGAAGUCUGGUAGAGUUACACCCCUUCAGUCAGACGUGGCUGAGUCCAGAAUGGUUCCACAAGUGGGUGGAUUAGAGGAAACCUCAGACAGAGGUGGUAUCAUAUUAACUCGGACUCUGAAUGGGGAUAUUUUGUUGUCAACAGCUGAGACAGCCACAGUAAAGCCAGUUUUGCCAUUGACCCCGGUUGAUCAUACCAUAGAAAGACAUGUGAAUGCUGUGAGGACAAUAGAGGCGUCCAUUGGAUUACCAGAUUCCUCCCUACUGGAGGACAAGAGAGGCAGACUUCAUGGUAGAUCUCCUGCUGAAUACAGAGCUUCCAAGUCACCAGGUAGUCGCCGCUCUGGCAGUAGGUGCCUGGAAUCUGCUACUGGUGGUGAGAAUGAGGACAAUGGUGGGAGGAGGAGAGGGGACAGGCCCAGGCACUCCACAGACACAUAUCGACGCAGUGCUUCAAAGGAGUUUAAUGAUUAUGACAGGAAUCGCUCAAAGGUGCAUCGUUCAAGAAGUCCUCAGAGACGAGGACUGGAGAGGCUGUCGGCAGCUAGAGAAUAUGAAGAUGCUAGAGGCAGGUUCCACGAUGAUGAUGGUAUUGAUGAACACAGGGGUGGUAGGCGCCCUUUACCUCCUAGACAUUAUCAGAAGCAAAAUGUGCAUUACAGUUCCAGAGACGAGGGAACAGAGUAUGAUGAAGAUGAGAGAAGUUACAUCAGAUCAGAUAGAUCCAGGAGUCAUUCUCGAGCAAGCAGUCAACCAUUUGAACACAACACUCAGGACAAUAGUAGAAGAGUCUUUGCGAGCGGACAUCAGAGAUUUGCACAUCCAGGUUCAUCUCAAGAGUCUGAUGUGGAAGAUUACGCGGCACAUCUUAAGUACACAAAACCCAAAUCACGGCUUGACACAAAAACUCACAUCAUACAAAGAGCUGAUGCUAAAUCCUACAAAGUACGGAUUCGCAAUGACUACUACAGCCCAAAUAAACCACGGAAACAUAUCAAAAAUAGAGGCAUUGAGGAAUCUUUUGAAGCUAUUGACUCGGAGGAAGAUUCAGAAAGUUUGGUCAUGAUGGAUGGGGCUGGAAUCCGACCAGAGAGUGACGCACAAAGCACCAAGAAACAUGAUGUGGUCGCAAGUUUUAAAAACAGUCCUGAAAUGCCAAAAAAUCAAUCUGAAAAUUUUAAAAACUCUCAGGUUUCUCCAAAAACUAACAUUCCAUUAGGGGCCAAACACAACACUAUACCUGGUAAAAAGUUGUCCAGUACCCACAAAAGUGCCUCCCCUAUUUCUCCCAGUGCUGGUGGAAGGUACUUCAACAGGUCAACUACUCUACAUCAGAUGUCUGGAAAGGUCCAAGGCUCAACUUCCACAACCAGUGUGCCAAGUAAGCCUCAUCCUGCUGCAAGUGCUGGAGUAAAACAGACCUCAUCAGGUGGGACCACAUCUCAAAGCAGUUUAAAUGUGUCUAGAAGCUUUAAAGGCUCCCAGCAAUCUGCAGCAUCCCUGAACACAACCUCACAUCCAACUAGACUGGGCAGCACUCAAGGGUCAUUAAUUCAGCUUACAACGGGGAGUAGCAAACCCCAGCAGGGCAGUGUUCCAGCCUGGAAAACUUGUAAUACACAGAAAGCUAAGUGGCUUCCCAAAAAGCCUUUCCAGAAGAAGAAUCCAAGAUGGAUGGGGCAAAAGUUCCAAAGUGCCAACCAACCAACAAAUACUUCUGCUGAUGUCUCAGAUGUACGCAGGAUGUUGAUCAACCAGUUGCAGUUGUUAGAACAAGGUGUACAAACUGAUCCAUCUGCCAUAUCCAACAUUGCACAGCAGCUUAAAAAGCUUGGUCAUCAGAAACAUAUGCAGGCCAGUGUGACUCAAGGCUCAUCAUCUUUACCUUCCUGUGGUAAUGCCAACUUAAGUUCUGGAUCAGGGCAGGGAUGGACAGCUUCCCUGCAGAAUCAGGGUUACAGUUCUUCAAGCCAGGCUUCUGUGGUGGACAACCAACCAUACUGUGGCCCUUCUGGAGUGAGCCAGGCCUGGCAGAGAUUUCCUACCAACAGUGGGGGUUAUGGCUCUGGGGUACAGCAGUAUGGAGAUGUAACACAGACUGGGUUAGGGACUGGACCACAGAUACGCCCCAGUAAUCCCCAUGGUAGCAGAUCUUAUACCUCUCAUCAGUAUUCCAACUCAACAAGGCAAGUGUCCAGCUCAGGAAAUGUACCCUCCAGUCAUCUUGGUAACAGCCAGACAUUCUCUUCAGCUCCAGUGUAUCAGACACCACAGUCCAACUCUAGGAUUAUAUGGCCAUCAUGAAGGAAGGAACACUCUUCAUUUUGUUUUCUCUCUAUUUGUGCUGAAGUUAAAGGCCUGAAUGGUUUCAUUAUUGUGAGCGUGUAAUUCAAGGAAAAUAGUUCUAGAAUGAGUCCAUGUAUUUUUUUGUGUUUAAUUAAGUUAAACCAGUUCAUCAGUACAUCCACUAACCUGAUGGUGUUCCUGAUGGUUAAAUUAUCACUGCAUGAUAAUACAGUAAAAUUAUGAGAACACCAACUGUUGUUUGGUUGGAAGAGAUUUCAUCAAAAUUUGUUUUGUUAUUGAAGUGUAGUGUGUGAGGAACAACAUUUUGUCAUCUUGUUUCUGAAAUGAAAUGGAUUGAUACUUCAUGAUGAUGUUUGAUAGUGACCACCUGUCCUCUUCAGAGAAAUGAUUGUUGUUUGUUCAUUAUGGUAAUAGCAGUAUUCAUAUCACUGAUAUACAGUGAACGUAAACCAUGGCUUCAAUUUUCCAUAAAACCACAUUAGCUACCUGGAAUAAAUACUUUUCUCAGGUUGGAUUUACCAUGAAUUUGUAUCUUCAUCUGUUGUUCAGUUUAGCAUCUGUUACCUGAAAAAAAGGAUGUCAUUAAACAAUAACUUACAAUACAUACCUUCUCCAAUAUUUAGAAUAUAUGUAUUCUGAGAGUAUAGAAAAGGCCUCAGGAGCUGCUUUCACAGCACUUUUACAUCAGGCAGAUUUAUUGUUCAGGUGACCAGAUGGAGAUUUGGAUUGAACAUAUAUAUUUUUAACAGGGCGGCUUUAGCCUAGACCACAGACUUUCUCUUAGGUUUAUAUCUCCUGUGAAUUAAUGGCUCUCCAGAGAAGUUCCCUUUCCUAAAAUGUGACAUUUUUUAUUCCAAAUGUUAACUUCAGUGAAAGUGUUUAACAAACCAUCAUUACAAUUUUAUCGAUGUUAUGUAUAAAGAGUUUUUGUGAUCAUGGAGAAGAACCAGUGGUGUGUUACAGGUACCCAUGUCAGCUGUAAUCUAUGGUUUCAUUUACACCUUGUUUUAAAUUUACCUUGAAUGAAAUAGAAACUCAUCUUUUUGUAUGUAAAUUUCCUGUUGAUCAUGGUUACAUUCAAUCACAUUUCAUCUUGAGUAGUCGGUAAUGGUAAUUGUACCAGUGUACAAGGAGCUAUUUGUUAUUGUCAGCAGUUAUUGGCUACUUUCUUGUAAUGUUUUGUUAUCAGUAAAAUAACCCUGAAAAGAAAUGCCAGUACAUGUAUGCUUUAGUAUGCAUGAUGAAUAAAUAUUCGAAAACGUACCAAAUUGGAAUCUUUGAA
Liolophura sinensis is the source of this 5862-nucleotide messenger RNA. RefSeq lists its product as uncharacterized. Lineage: Eukaryota; Metazoa; Mollusca; Polyplacophora; Chitonida; Chitonidae. The transcript has 12 exons. The coding region runs from base 15 to 4577 and encodes 1520 amino acids. The record is from RefSeq and is a predicted model, not a curated record.